Messenger RNA from Papaver somniferum (opium poppy), 609 nucleotides. RefSeq lists its product as uncharacterized. Lineage: Eukaryota; Viridiplantae; Streptophyta; Magnoliopsida; Ranunculales; Papaveraceae. The record is from RefSeq and is a predicted model, not a curated record. The transcript has 3 exons. The coding region runs from base 1 to 609 and encodes 202 amino acids.
AUGGAAAUCAGGCAGUUGGAUGUUAAAAAUGCAUUUCUUCAUGGUCAUUUGGCAGAAGAUGUUUUUAUGGUUCAACCUCCAGGUUACAUUGAUAAGCUAGUGCCUAAUCAUGUUUGCAAGGUCACAUGCAGUAAUCCUUUGGAUGUCAAUCAACUCAUUCUUGAUUUGGGUAAGGAGUUUGCUAUAAAGGAUCUAGGACCUCUUCAUUUUUUCCUGGACAUUCAGGCUACAUCAAAUUCUGCAGGUGGUAUAUUAUCUCAAGAACAAAAUAUUACCAAUCUUUUGUCACCUGAUUUUGAUGAUCCCCUUCUUUAUAGAAGUACAGUAGGAGCUUUACAAUAUGCCACUACUAGACCAAAUAUCUUAUUUGCAGACAAUAAAGGUUGUCAGACUAUGCACCAUCCCUCUGAAGAAUAUUGGAAUGAUUUCAAGCGCAUUCUAAGAUAUCUAAAUCGUACACUUUGUUUUGGUUUACAAUUCAAGAGGUCAUCAUCUCUUGAACUACAUGCUUAUUUUGAUGCUGAUUGGGCAUGUGACUUGACAGAUAGACGUUCUACUAGUGGGAUGGCUAUUUACAUGGGUCCUAAUUUGAUUAUCCCGGUGUUCUAG